GUUCUUUCUCUUCGCUAUCCAGCCCUCCGAGUCAAGUAAGUUCCCCUUUCCUUCUAUACUUUUCCCGGUCAUGUCCCCUCUUAGCGAUAGGGUCUCUUCCUCAGAGGACUGCUCCUCUGGGAAUUCCAACUCCUCUUCCUCAACCAGGUCUUCUUCUCUCGACUCCUCGCCCGGUCAGGUUCCCCAGUCCUCUAUUCCUGACCCGCAUCCCGUUAAUCAGAUGCCCGGUGAAACCUUCGUGGGGAGGGAUGACCCGGUCGAUGACGAACCAGGUCCCUAUGAUCCCGAACACGAAACCCGGGAUGCGUGGGAAGCGCGGCUUCACGCUGCCGGUUACUUUCCGCUUCCCACUUUCUAUGUCCUUGACAUACCUUCCCGUGUGUCCAAAAUUGCUUUAAAUAAAAUCCGUAGGAGGCUCCCGGAUGGGUAUACCCUCCUCUACGAACCCAACUGGCCCAACAUCGUUGAACCCCACCGGGAAGAUAGGAUAGGGUUUCAUACCAUUUCCCUGGACGCGGGCAUAGUUUUUCCCUUUCGUCCCCUCCUUACUGAGGUUUGCCAUGCGUUUAGGAUUUUGCCCGGCCAAAUAACUCCUAACGCCCACCGGUACCUCCACUCCUUCGUAAAUAUAUGUACCCAUCUCAAAAUCUUCCCUUCUUUGCGUCUUUUCCUUUUUUGCUUCGAAGUUCUACCGGGCGGGGCUGGCUGCGAAGGUUUUGUAUUCUUCAAAGCCCGCACCGGUAGGAAGUUCAUUUCCGAAGUCCCCCAGAGUAACCGGGGAUGGAAGGAAAAGUUUGUUUUCAUCGAGUUUCCCCCCUUCUUCACUCCUCUGGCCGGUCUGAAAUGGAAUGACCAUCUGCUCGACCAAGAGUACACUGCACCGGCUUCCUCCCAGACUUGGAAGCGAAUCUUGAGGUCCUCAUGCGUGGGGAUCCUUUCACCGGGAGGACGUUUCAUUAUGGCAGCUGGGUUUGGAGGGUCGAAUCGGGUGGCGAGGGUACCUCCCCGGCCCAUGACGCAGCGGGGCGCGGGGUAUCCUCCCCGGGCAACACUGCGGAGGCUGAGGGCAACUCCCACCCAGGGGAAGAAGAAGGAGAAGGCCGGUCACCGGGUUAAGAAGGUGGCCACCACGCACCCUUCUUACGCCAAGAAGAGGGCUAGGCAGGAUUCUGAGCCGGCCGGCCAGACCAUCGAAGAAGCCUUCAUCAAUCUGGGGUUGAGGCUGAAGGAGGCGGGGGAGAUCGGGCCGCAGACAGUGGACCGGCUGGGAAUGAGUUCCUCUUCUGAAGUCAACCGGCUGAAGAAGGAGAAGGAAGAAAUGGCACUCAUUCUGAGGAGCCAGGCUGAUGAGCUGAUCUGGCUGUCUGGGCUGGCCGGGGCAAUGAAGACUGAGAUCUCCCAACUGAAGGAGGAGAAUGGCCGGUUGCUGGACGAGGUCUCUGAAGCAAAAAGAGAGAUGGCGGAGAAGGAAGAAAACUUCCCCGGGCGCGCAGCCGCCUGGGUUGAAGAAAACAAGGCUGAAGCUGCCCGGGUUCUGACGGCGAGUCCAGAAGCUACCAUGGAAUCCUUCAGGCUUCUAUACCGGGAGCCUGAAGGAAGGAAGAUGAUUACCGCCGUCGGAUCUUUCGGAUUCAAGUGCGGUCAAAAAAAAGACCGGGCAGCUUCCCACCGGAUCCUCCUGAAGAGAGACCCGGCCUUCACUGCGGCUUCCUACGGCCUGGCUCCCAUCCCAGAGGAAGAGCCUACUCCCCCUUUCCCCUUAGAUUAGGAUCUCCCCGUCCUAGACCGGUUGUUCUUUAUAAAACUUCUCAACUUGAAAUUUCCCCGGGGAUGCCUGGUGUAGCUGUAAACACUUAACAAU
Cuscuta campestris is the source of this 1861-nucleotide messenger RNA. Lineage: Eukaryota; Viridiplantae; Streptophyta; Magnoliopsida; Solanales; Convolvulaceae. The record is from the annotation of a GenBank genome assembly.